Messenger RNA from Pungitius pungitius (ninespine stickleback), 3587 nucleotides. RefSeq names its product ADP-ribosylation factor-binding protein GGA1-like. The record is from RefSeq and is a predicted model, not a curated record. NCBI's taxonomy places the organism in Eukaryota, Metazoa, Chordata, Actinopteri, Perciformes, Gasterosteidae. Gene Ontology annotation, molecular function: small GTPase binding; ubiquitin binding; phosphatidylinositol binding. Gene Ontology annotation, cellular component: trans-Golgi network. The transcript is spliced from 16 exons. The coding region runs from base 762 to 2828 and encodes 688 amino acids. Gene Ontology annotation, biological process: Golgi to plasma membrane transport; intracellular protein transport; protein localization to cell surface.
CGUCCCUCGCGAGACCGACGCACCGCAUAAAUCUCGCAGUGAUGGCUGCGCCGCCCGACACGGAGAGUUUGGAGUCUCGUAUCAGUGAGUGUUUUAGACGUAUCGCACCGAGCAGGUAUGGUCCAGACUGCCGGACCGGCACGCGGCACAGGCCGAGUGCCGUCGCAGACGAGAUGACAGCCCGGCGAAGCGACCCUGUCGCCACAUCCAGGAUGCUAAGCUAGCUGCUAACUGUCAACACACAAUUUAACUUACAGCCGCACGGAGCUUCAACGCUGCGGCUCGAUGCCUCAAAUCGCUAUUUUGCGAUUAUAUCUCAAGGGGGGGGGGGCAUUUGAAGACACAGAGGGUUAAUCGUGAUUACGGAAGAGCUGUGCCUUCGUAAGAAAGUUCGAGAAAGACAAUGACACCGUGCAAAUACCGACAGCAAGCUAGCUCACGCGAUGCUCUGUUAGCACAUGCAGCGCGUCCUUCUCCGCUCGGUGGCAUGCGGGGCUUUUGGGGUCUCGAGUUAAUGCAUGCGGGGCUUUUGGGGUCUCGAGUUAAUUCAUUUAACUUCAUGGUGUCGCUCGGACUUCUUGGACCGUCUUGGGUCCUUAGGCCCUUCUGUAGCUGCACGGUGAAGGUAGUUCUAGGCGUCAAUAUUGAAGCUCAUUCAGCUGCAUUAUGAAAAAGAUCAUCCACAGGCACUCUGUUGCCAGUUGAUCCAUUACUAGUAUAAAAUAAGGGGUUAAAGAGCAAUCGAUCAACCCUCCGCCCUCAUGUGGGCGAUACCUUUUUUGUUGUGCUUUUGUGUUCUGCAGGCGUUUUCAAAAUUGGAUCAGAUCUGGAACAGUAUUAAUAUAAAAACUAUAGAAAGUAGUUUAUUUGUGAACCUGCUAAAGUGGCAUCUGACAAUAGAAACAUCUCAUUUUUCUAACCUUUCAGACCAAGCUACAAACCCACUGAACAGAGACACGGACUGGAGCAGCAUCCGGGCCUUCUGUGACCAGCUCAACAAUGAUUUGGAGGGCCCUCAGCUUGCCACAAGGCUCCUGGCCCACAAGAUCCAGUCUCCACAAGAGUGGGAGGCCAUGCAGGCCCUGCUGGUUCUGGAGACGUGUAUGAAAAACUGCGGGAAAAGGUUUCACAGUGAAGUUGGAAAGUUCCGUUUUCUCAACGAACUCAUCAAAGUAGUUUCUCCAAAGUACUUGGGCUCCCGGUCACCAGAGCCGGUCAAAAGGAAGGUUUUGGAGUUGAUCUUCAGCUGGACUUUGGGUUUACCUGAUGAGGCCAAGAUCUCAGAUGCCUACCAGAUGCUGAAGAAACAAGGUAUUAUUAAACAAGACCCAGAGCUGCCUCCCGACAAGCUGCUGAACCUUCCUCCACCCAGACCCAAGAAUGCCAUUUUUGAGGAUGAGGAAAAGUCAAAAAUGUUGUCUCGCCUGUUGAACAGCUCGCACCCCGACGACCUGAAAGCCGCCAACAAACUCAUCAAGGAAAUGGUCCAAGAGGAUCAGAAGCGAGCGGAGAAGGUGUCCAAACGGGUGAACGCCAUUCAGGAGGUGACUGAGAGCGUCGCUCUGCUCACUCAGCUGCUGCAGGACUACGACGGCGCCGCCGACAACCAGAGCAACGCCGACCUGGUCCAGGAUCUGUACCAGCGCUGUGAGAAGAUGAGACCCACACUGUUCAGACUGGCAAGUGAUACGGAGGACAAUGACGAGGCUCUCGCUGAGAUCCUGCAGGCCAACGACAGUCUGACACAGGUCAUCAACCAGUACAAGCAGCAGGUGAAGGGGGAGAUGGUGAACGGCAACAACACGUUAAACAGGACCACAGGCGGAGGAACAGCGCUGCUCGAUUUGUCAGGAUUGGACACGUCACCACAGUCUCCUCCGUCCUUCCCAGAAUUCCCCACUCCAACAGACCGCCUCAACGCCCCUUUGCAGGAGAUGGGGAUCAGUCUCCUGGAUGACGAGCUCAUGUCACUUGGUUUAAGUGAAGGAACACACACCUCCAACCCUCCUUCCCAGCCUGAGGACUCCACCGCCUGGGACUCCUUCCAGUCCUCUGACAGCAUAGACACAGACAUCCCAGCGGGACCCAGCCUCCUUCUGAGUCCAGACCCCUCCCUCUCUCAGCCCCUUUCGUCCAGCUCCACACCUGGGCACUCGGCCCUGGACGAGCUGGACCUGCUGGGAAAGACGCUGAUGCAGCAGUCGCUGCCUCCAGAGGGCCUGCAGGUCAAAUGGGACAAGCAGCAGUGCAAACCCACUCUGAGGGACCUCCAGAGCAAAUCUGGGUGCAACAUCACCCCGACCCCCAUACCCACCUUCGCCGCUGAGCCCGGCUCCACGGCGACGUUGCUGGACGCGUCCCCCCCGCGCACCAAGACGCGGCCUGCAGACGUCACGCUGGCGGAUGUUUUCGUACCGCUGGAAUCCAUUAAGCCCAGUAGUCUGUUACCUGUGACGGUGUUUGACGGACACAGCCUGCGGGUUCUCUUUCACUUUGCCAGCCACUCGCCCCCCUCUCGUCCGGAUGUGCUGGUGGUGAUCAUCUCCAUGUUGUCCUCCGCUCCCGUCCCCGUCUGCAAGAUAGACUUCCAGACCACGGCUCCAAAGUCCAUGGCGGUGAAGCUUCAGCCCCCAUCAGGAACCGAGCUGCCAGCUUUCAACCCAAUCCUCCCCCCUGCUGCUGUCACACAGAUCCUGCUGCUGGCCAACCCAAACCGGGAGAAAGUGCAUCUGCAGUACAGAUUAACCUUCACCAUGGGGGAGGAGGAGUACAGCGAGAGCGGCGGUCUAGAACAGUUCCCUCCUGCAGAGACCUGGGGGAACCUAUAGCGUUGAAACGCAACCUCGACCCGACAGACUCUCAGACUGCGCCUCACUUCCUGAAACCACCUCUCCAACGCGACACUGUGCAUUCGCUCAAUUUCCUUUUGUAAACACGUACUUUCUUUGAUCGGUAUUGAUUGGUUUCCUUGCUUUUGCGCCUGUGCUUUUUCAUAUUGGUUUUAACAGGCUACAUCAAAUUGUUUGUUCGUUGUGCUCGAUGUUCUGAUCAGUUGCGUCGAGCUUUUCAUGUGGGACACACAGGACGUUACAUGGGCAUCUUAGUUUAUACUUAAUCAUUGUUUUGUGAUGUUUUUGUAAUUUAUUUUGUUACGAAUGAGGACACUUUCUGAUUUGCACAGAAAAAGAUUUUUGAUUGUACGGUGGUUCUGUCUGUUCAUCGUGUGGAAAAGAACAAUUAACUCCAGAAUUGUGUACCAUUUACCUUAUGUGCCUUGUUUGCAGUUCUAACAUUAUUUAACGGAUUUGUUUUGUUUCUCAUCUGUGACACACAGUUCAGCUAGAAUAUUCUUAGUAUAUUUAGAUUUCUUAUUUUCACUGUUUUGCUGGUGAUCUCAAACAAGUUCAAGUGGUUUACCAGCGUGCGAUGCAUGUCAGUUCCCCCCCCCCCCAGGCUCUCAUUAAUCUCCAAUACGACUGCUUUGUAAAUACCAAUGAUUGCAGUCCUGUUAUGUACAUUUGACUUGUGCGAGCGCAUAAUUCUGGUAAAAUAUUCCAAAUGGGUAAUAAAGGAUUUUUCUUGGUGAA